UUCAUUGAUGGGCAUCCCUUCUCCAAGUCCUCCCACACCUGACAAGGGAAGAAAUGCACAUUGCCCACCCGUGUGCGGUACCACAACUCACCUGGCUUUGGAGAAGCAUGACAUAAUCCUGGUGCAGCACCCCAGGCUGCACUAAGGGACUGGAGAUGGGCUAAGGGAGGCAGUGGGGCUGGAGUCCUCUAAACCUUCUCCCUGCCGUUUGUGAUGGGCCUGCCAUUUUCAGAGAACAUAGAAGAUGGUUACAGAUCCUCACAAUCUCGAUCAUGCAAAUUCAGUUAUUCAUAGCAAUAUUGAAUAGAGGCAUAGCCUUUAAAAUAAUCUGCAAAAUACAAGAAAGUCUUAGCCAGUAGGACAGCUUUAUAAGUUUUGGACACUCAGUUUUUGUGGAAAAUCAGGGCCAGAUAAAGAUUGCUAAAAUUGUACUGACAUGCAGUUUGUUUUUCUGUCAACUCUUAAGGAUGCUGGUCUCUCUUUACAGGAAGAUUGUGGAUAGAAUAGAUGACAACAAAGAUGGCUAUCUCACAACAGAGGAAUUGAAAAACUGGAUUAAACGGGUACAGAAACGCUAUAUCUAUGAAAAUGUGGCUAAAGUUUGGAAAGACUAUGAUCUAAACAAGGACAAUAAAAUUGCCUGGGAGGAAUACAAACAAGCCACAUAUGGUUAUUAUCUAGAAAAUCCAGAAGAAUUCCAAGAUGCAACUGAUCAGCACAGUUUUAAAAAAAUGCUGCCCAGAGAUGAAAGACGAUUCAAAACCGCAGAUCUGGAUGGAGACUUAGCUGCCACUCGUGAAGAAUUCACCGCUUUCCUUCACCCAGAAGAGUUUGAGCAUAUGAAAAACAUCGUUGUCUUAGAAACCUUAGAAGACAUAGAUAAAAAUGAGGAUGGUUUUGUGGAUCAAGAUGAGUACAUUGCUGAUAUGUUUGCAAACGAAGAGGGUGGACCAGAGCCUGACUGGGUGAUUACAGAGCGUGAACAGUUUUCAGAUUUUCGUGACCUCAACAAGGAUGGAAAGAUGGACAAAGAGGAGAUUCAGCACUGGAUUCUCCCACAAGACUAUGAUCACGCACUAGCUGAAGCCAGGCACUUAGUCUAUGAAUCGGAUGUAGACAAGGAUCAAAAGCUAACAAAAGAGGAGGUUCUAGACAACUGGAAUAUGUUCGUUGGAAGUCAAGCUACUAAUUAUGGGGAGGACCUCACAAGAAACCACGAUGAACUAUGAUACAGUAUACCAACCAGCAUGCCACACACCUUUUCUCCAUUUUACUGAAAUCAUCAUGUCCAUCCCCUUUUUUUGGGGAAGAUGGGCAAGGGACACACUCACAACUGAAUGACUUGCAUUAAUAUAUUUUUAACAUGCCAGCUUAUUACCUCAGAAACUGCAUAGAAGUAACUUUUUACUCUUUUCACAUGGUUAAAUACAAUAUCUAAUUACUACAGUUCUAUUAUGGAAGAAAUAAAAAGUAAUUUUUCUUGAUAGAUUAGAGCCUUACUGGAAAAGGCACUUCUAAAAACAUAAGGAUUUUUGAUAGUGAAAUAUUUUCUUCAAACACCCACUUUUAAUAUAGUGAAAUUCAGCUAGGAUUAGAAGGAAACCUAAUGUUUAAACAGACUAAGUUAUUUAGUCAUCUUUUUUAAUAGGAUAUAACAAUUUAGAGUUAUACUUUGACCCUCCUAUCCAGAGAAAGGUUUGACACAAAAUCAACAACCUUUUUUUCCACAUACUUUUUCUCUCCCAGUUUGGGCCAGAGGUGCUGCAGAAGGUAGCCAGCAACCCUCUGGUUCAUAGCUUUACAAGUGCAGGAUGUACCACGGGCCCUUCUCUCUAACCCCCAUCACAGUGCAGACACAGCACACGUGGCCCAACACCCUUUGCCGCAUUCCUCGGCGAGGGUUGUGGAGUUCUUAGUGACAGCUGCUCCUUCUGACAACAGAAUAGUGUAGAAUUGUUUGUGGGCUGUUGGUUAUGCUGUUUCCUGGGAGGAAAUACACCACAUGAAGCAUAAUUUAUCUCACGCUUUUCGCACUUUACCCAAGCCACACUCUUGUUCACACAGUGUGAAUGGCAGCAGUUCUGUGAUGGAGAAAGAAUGAGACAUAUCGCCCCCCUGGGCCUUCUGUCCUACCACGUGAGGACAGAUUUAUGUGGCUAAAGUUCUUGUUUUGUAUGUAUAUACGUAUAAGUACAUGUUACUGAAGCAACUCCAUGAAGACAGCUUUCCUUCCAAAGAAAGGGGUAAGCUUUCCACACAGGUGCUUUCUUUUAUACUGUAUAAUGUGAGCUGUUACAUGUAUAUUUUUUAUAUACCCAACUUAGAUCUAAGUUUGGUUGUUUUUAAAUGUACUGGUUUUAAAAUUAAGCACAAUAAAACCAAUACGUGUUUUUGAUACUAUGAAGGUGCAAUAACACUGAUACAGACUAGCAUAGAGAGAUGAUGUGAAAGCAUAAACCAAGCCUUUUUAGACCAUAGUUCCUAAAGCAUGGGGUCAGUGGCAGCUCCUGCGGCACUGGGUGGUCAUCUACAAACAGCAGCUGGAUUUAAAGCAACAACUGUUUCUUCCACACAUGAAAAAAAAAUUCUAGAAGAGUCCAA
This is a messenger RNA of Athene cunicularia (burrowing owl), 2601 nucleotides long. RefSeq names its product reticulocalbin 1 (gene RCN1). The record is from RefSeq and is a predicted model, not a curated record. Gene Ontology annotation, molecular function: calcium ion binding. The transcript has 5 exons. NCBI's taxonomy places the organism in Eukaryota, Metazoa, Chordata, Aves, Strigiformes, Strigidae. The coding region runs from base 468 to 1229 and encodes 253 amino acids. Gene Ontology annotation, cellular component: endoplasmic reticulum.